AUGACGCUGAUGAGAACAUUGACGCGUCUCUCGAAUCAGAGCGCUACGAUAGGAAUUCGCCAGAGAUGGUCGCUUCACGUUCGACUGGCAAGCACGGCAACUGCGCCUUCUCAGACCUUAAAGAUAGGCGGACGUGACGUGUCAAUCCCGACCGGUAUCUUUAUCAACAACGAAUUUCGUUCAUCAAUUGAAGGCAAUACGUUCGGUGUUGAAGAUCCUACAACUGGACAGGAAGUCAUUCGUGUACAGGAAGGCCGGGAGAAAGAUGUCGAUGAAGCGGUAUUGGCCGCACGCAAGACAUUUAACAGCAAAGAAUGGGCUGAGUCGAAUCCGACAAUGAGAGGCGAGCUCCUGCGCAAUCUGGCAGAGCUCAUGGAAAAGAACAAGGAGGACCUUGUUGCCAUCGAGAUGCUUGAUACUGGCAAGACCUACAAACAGGCCUCGGGGCUCGACUUCAUGGGCUCAAUUGGAACGUUGAGAUAUUAUGCGGGAUGGGCCGACAAGAUCCUGGGCUUGACUUCUUUCAAUAUUCCCGGGACAUUCGCCUACACUCGUCGUGAGCCAAUUGGUGUGUGCGGUCAGAUCAUUCCAUGGAACUUCCCCAUGAUGAUGUUUAUUUGGAAGAUUGCCCCCGCCAUCGCAGCCGGAAAUACAAUCGUCAUCAAGUCCGCCGAGGCCACACCAUUGUCCGCAUUAAAACUGUGCGAGCUGAUCAAGGAAGCGGGCUUCCCAGCUGGAACUAUUAAUCUCACCUCCGGAUACGGCAAAACCGUCGGAAAUGCAAUUGCCUCACAUAUGGACAUUGACAAGGUUGCCUUCACCGGGUCUACUGCUACUGGUAGAAGCAUCAUGAAGUCUGCUGCAUCAUCCAAUUUAAAGAAAGUUACCCUGGAGCUCGGUGGAAAAAGCCCGAAUAUUGUAUUUUCCGACGCAGACAUUGAAAAAGCAGUGGAAUGGUCUGCCUGGGGAAUUAAUAUGAACUUCGGCCAGACUUGCCACGCCGGUACUCGAAUCUAUGUACAUGAAGACGUGUACGACAAGUUUGUCGAUGCCUAUACGGCUCGGAUGUCACGAAUCAAGGUCGGCGACAACUUCGAUCCCACUGUCGACCAAGGCCCCCAGAACAGCAGGAUGCAGUACGACAAGAUCUUGGGAUACAUUCAAAGUGGCAGAGAUGAGGGCGCGACGGUGCAUUUGGGUGGCAUGGCCUCUCAGUCGGGUCCUGAAGGGGGCUACUACAUUGAACCUACCAUCUUCACCAAUGUGAAGCCGGAUAUGAAGAUCAUGAAGGAAGAAAUAUUUGGCCCCGUUGUCGCCAUUUCAAAGUUCAGCUCCGAAGAAGAAGUAUUGACGCUUGCAAAUGACUCGACCUACGGACUGGCUGCCGCAGUUCACACUAAGGAUUACGAACGUGCGGUGCGUAUGAUCAACGCGCUCAAGGCCGGCACCACUUGGGUCAACAUGUACAAUAUGGUCCAUUGGAGUAUUCCCUUCGGUGGCUAUAAGGAGAGCGGUAUCGGUCGGGAGUGCGGAGAGGCAGUCCUCGAGAACUACACCGAGACAAAGGCUGUCUAUUUGAAUACAGGGAUGGUUGCGCCGCAGUUGUAA
Messenger RNA from Penicillium cinerascens, 1608 nucleotides. Its product is annotated as aldehyde dehydrogenase family protein. The record is from RefSeq and is a predicted model, not a curated record. NCBI's taxonomy places the organism in Eukaryota, Fungi, Ascomycota, Eurotiomycetes, Eurotiales, Aspergillaceae. The coding region runs from base 1 to 1608 and encodes 535 amino acids. The transcript is spliced from 4 exons. Gene Ontology annotation, molecular function: aldehyde dehydrogenase (NAD+) activity.